Messenger RNA from Camelina sativa (false flax), 510 nucleotides. NCBI's taxonomy places the organism in Eukaryota, Viridiplantae, Streptophyta, Magnoliopsida, Brassicales, Brassicaceae. The record is from RefSeq and is a predicted model, not a curated record.
AUGACACACAAGGUGUGGGUUGACGAUGUAGACACCCUGCUCUUCCCAUACAACCUCGAUAACAACCAUUGGGUAGGCAUCGAAGCUGACUUAGUCUACCGAAGGCUAAGAGUUUACGAUAGCAUAAACAGUGGUAGAAGCGACGCGGUUCUUCAAAGGAAGUGUAAGCCGUUCGCAAAAAUGAUUCCACGCUUGAUACAAGCAUAUAACCGGAGGUACAAAGAUGAGAAUAUCGGGGGGGCGGCAUUUAGUUACUACCGGGUGAAAACACUCCCACAGAACUAUCAACAAGGUGACUGUGGUGUGUACACGUUGAAGUGCUUAGAGUGUAUAGCUCUUGGAGUAAAUUACACAGGCCUAUGUGAUGCGGCCAUGCCUUCUAUUAGGAUGAAACUUGCUGCAGACGUGUUUGAUGAGGUCCCAGACCGAGACUGCUUUCUCCAACUAGAUGCUACGUCGGAGACAGUAGAUUAUCCAGAAGCUGAGUUCAACUCGGGAUCAAAAAGUUGA